Molecule: messenger RNA, 4733 nt
Organism: Hypomesus transpacificus
Lineage: Eukaryota; Metazoa; Chordata; Actinopteri; Osmeriformes; Osmeridae
Gene: usp53b
Product: ubiquitin specific peptidase 53b
Exons: 19
Coding region: 519-3800 (1093 amino acids)
Biological process (GO): sensory perception of sound; protein deubiquitination; response to auditory stimulus
Cellular component (GO): cell-cell junction
Molecular function (GO): cysteine-type deubiquitinase activity
Source: RefSeq, a predicted model, not a curated record
ACCUCGCAACUCUCAAAACAUCACUAAUCCGCUGCUGACAUUCAGGUGGCAAAGACUAGCACACUGGUCCCGUUUAUGUAAUGAUUUGCUGGAUUAAACUGCAAUCUUCUGCAGAACAACCCGACAUAGUGGUCUACACUACUAUAACGCAAUACCUAUUUGUAAUGACGCCUUCUGUACGGGUGCUGACGCUAACGUUUUACUGUAAUUUAUAGUCAUGCGGGCCCUAUUUGACCACGGGGAUGACCAACCAUACACGCGCUCUCGUUGACACAGUGCACCGUCCGCAUCAUAUCUGAUUCCAAAAUAUUUCGGGGACAGGACUUCACGACAGGUUGUAUCUCAUGUUGACAACUGGGCUGCGAAAAAUUUGAAUUUUCUUCAGAGCAGUGACUAUACAUCCGUACACGAUUGAUCAGAUUUGUCAGAUUAUCAUUCGAUGUUCAGUGGUGCGAUUCCCAAGCUUCCCUAUGGAUGAGCCUUGAAACCUCAGGUGAUCUUUUCGGGGAUGUGUGGAGAUGAUAUGGACGGCUCUCAUGGCCAGACCACAGUACCAACUCUCUCCUCCCCAUAUGCCCAGCUGCAGCAAGUCUCCCGCAAUGGCUGCAGAAGGGACAUGCUCUAACUCGAUGGCAUGGGCAAAGCUCUUCAAGAAGUCUGGUGGUCUUGGGAAGUCCUACCAGCCUGGGAGCAUGCUGUCUCUUGCCCUCACCAAGGGCCUGCUCAAUGAACCAGGCCAGAACAGCUGCUUCCUCAACAGCGCUGUUCAGGUCCUCUGGCAGUUGGACAUUUUCCGGAGGAGUUUGAGGCAGCUUCCUGGUCACUUUUGUCUGGGCGAUGCCUGCAUUUUCUGUGCUUUAAAGAGUAUAUUUAGCCAGUUUCAGCAGAGCCGAGAGCGAGCGCUGCCCUCUGACACACUCCGACACGCUCUGGCCGAAACCUUUAAGGACGAGCAGCGCUUCCAACUAGGCCUCAUGGACGACGCUGCUGAAUGUUUUGAGAACAUUCUAGAGCGGAUACACCAGCACAUCGUGUCAGACACGGCCACGGAGGCCUGCACAUCCAGGUCUUGUAUCACUCAUCAAAAGUUUGCCAUGACGCUGUAUGAACAGUUUGUGUGCCGGAGCUGUGGGGCAUCUUCAGACCCUCUGCCCUUCACUGAGUUGGUACACUACGUUUCUACUACUGCUCUAUGCCAACAGGUGGAGCGAGUGUUGGGAAAGAACGACCGGCUCAGGACAGACAUGUUUGGGGAGUUGCUGCAGGCAGCAAACACCAUCGGGGACCUCCGCAGCUGCCCGAGCAACUGUGGGCAGAGCAUCAAGAUUCGCCGUGUUCUCAUGAACUGCCCGGAGAUAGUCACCAUUGGCUUUGUGUGGGACGCAGAACAGUCCGACCUGACGGAGGACGUGGUGAGGUCGCUGGGUCCUUGCCUCAAGCUCUCUGGGCUUUUUAACCGGGUGACUGAUGAGAAUGCCAAAAGGAGUGAGCUACACCUGGUGGGAAUGAUAUGUUACUCUAGCAAACAUUACUCUGCGUUUGCCUACCACACCAAGUCCUCCAAAUGGAUCUUCUUUGACGAUGCCACGGUGAAGGAGAUUGGUUCCAAGUGGAAGGACGUGGCCUCGAAGUGUAUCCGGGGACAUUUCCAGCCCCUCCUCCUGUUCUAUGCCAACCCGGAGGGGAGUCCUGUCUCAAGCGAGGACGCACCCCGUCAGACCACCGUCUGCUCCCGUUACAAAGCCCGGGUCAAUGGGGAGGUCAAAGUAGGGUCAAAGAAGACGGAUGCAGCCAGAGAGAAUGCAGGGCCGCUUCGCUCCAACCAAGGGACCCACAACCACCAGCUACUACCUUCCACCUCAGGACUCAACAGAGUAAAAGGCCCUCUGGGCAGUCCGAACAGCUACCGGGAGCCUUUCAGAGAGAAUUCCCAGAGAGUGGUCGGUGGGUCUAAAAAGGAGAGUGAACGAGGGCAUAGAAGAGAAGAGCCGCCUCUACCCAAAGACAUGGCGUACGCCAGGUCCUCGUCGCCUCCAGAGAGCGGGCCAAGGCAGCACGCCGACCAACGGCACAAGGGAAGCUCCCGCUUGGAGAAGUCUCCGUCUCAUGUCAGCAGGGAAUCUAAGGAACCACGCUCGCAGUCUGGCGCCCCCAGCCGUCACGACCAGGACGGCGGGCAGGAAUCCUGGGAUAAAGGCGGGAGCAUGGGCCGCAGCAAACCCAAACCGUCCUGGAGACCGGUCCGGGAGGUCCUGAACGUCGACAGUGUGCUGAGUGAACUCGAACGGCGACAACAACAGCAGCAACAACAGCAGCAACAACAACAACAGCAACAGCUACAACAACAUAGCAGCCCCCGGCGCAGCAAGUCCUCCGGCCACGAGAGGGGGCACGCGGAACAAGACCGGGAGCGGGCGAGGAACAGGGAGGAGCGGAAGCAGAAAUGCCUGAUGACCAUCUACGAGGACGAGCAGCGUCUGGAGACGGAGAGCCACAGCUCGCUGGAGUCUGAGAGCCGGGGCCGGGACAGCCAGGGGCCCGGGAGAGCCCGGCCCAAGGGGCUGCUACGCAGCGACACCUGGACCAUCCAGAGGACCGAAUCAGGCUAUGAGAGCAGCGACCGGCUGAGCAGCGGCUCCACCAACCCAGACUCCCCCGGCAUGGACGGCUUGGCGGGGAAGGAGCAGAGGUUAACUCCAGAAGUGCCAGCGCAGAGCAAGGGUCAACUCCACCCAAAUAGAGUGGAGUCAAAACCAGGCAAACAUCCGCUCAAAUCUCAGGGAAAGAACUGUGAUCACCAGGCUUCCCAUUCACAUCUCCUGAAAUGCAGUCCAAGUUCACGACGGAAACUGAGAUCCAGUCAGAACAGCUCCAGGAAGGGAUGUGCUACAGAGAGAGACUCCGCCCCAACGGACGCCCGCUGCAGCCAGCCUGACCAGUCAGAGGCCAUCGUCCGAGGUCACCAUGCCGACAGCCCCGCCCUCCGACACCUGGGGAAAACCAGUAGCUCAGAGUGGAACAGCUCCGAUGACCUCGCCGGGAAUCUGUCGGAGCCGGAGGACAGGGAUAGCGCCUACCGCUCCAGCAACAGCGAAACCGUCUCCUCCGAGCCCCCCUGUGUCCGCUUGGCCCUCCCCCUGCCCUCACACCCUGGUGCCGACCCAGGAGAACCCUCUCAACCCACCAGUCAUCGCCCGCUCAUCACUGCCGCAGCGCCGCCACCGUCCCACUUCAAACCCAGCCAACGAGGCCCUCUGCACGCGGGAGAGACCAACCGACACUGCUUUAAACCCCGUCUGCUCCAGGAGCCGUCCCAGACCAGCCCGAGGCCCAGCGUCCGACCCUCCGCCGCCCACGCCAGCCCCCACCGCCGGCCCGACCCCGGAGGUCAGAGGCCGUCCUCAGACGCCAGCGGCUCCAAGUUAUGCUCAGAUCCGGAAAGGAGUAACCAGUUAUCGGGUGAGAGCGAGGAAAGGGCCCCAGGCAGUGGUAGGCCCAGAGCCGGGGGCGUUGACCAGGAGGUUUCCCUGACCACAUACUUUAGUGUGGAUAACUGUAUGACAGACACCUAUCGACUCAAGUACCACCACCAGCGGCCCCUGCUCCUCUCUGCCACCAUGCCCCGGCAGGGGGUCCCGACCAUGGAGCACAGAGACCCUGGCCACACCCUUUCCAUGGACACACACUCCUCACUAGACACGCCUAAAAGCAGGCCUGAUACAAGCCAUAGUAGCAAUAAGCCCACAGCAAAGUGGAAUCCAGUUUCUGCCAAAGGACUGGAUGAGCGAGGUUAUUUGUGAUGGUAUUAACUGUCUGAGCUUCCGCCUUCAGUUCAUGGGGUGACUGGUGUGGUUCAGCUGUUGUCAUGCCGCUCAUCACCCGUCACAUGCUGCCUGGGCUUCCCUCUAGACACUUCGCUUUCUUUUGAUUAGCUUCAUUUUCCAUGUAUUUUACUGUCAAGUACAUGUUUCUGUAAAUGUUUGAAAAGAAUGCAAAUGUUUCCACUAGCUUUAUUAUUUAGAAUGUAAUUUGUACAUACAGUAUAUACUGUAUAUAUCUAUAAAUUGUUGUAACAGGAGUGCCUUUGCAUCUUUACCAUGACAGAAUUGAACUGGAUUGACUCCACUCUAAAAGAACAACAACUUCUUGCGCUUAAUAAGGUUGAUCUGACACCAUUGUCGUUUACGAUAUUCCCUGUGUGUGUGGGUGUGUGUGUGGGUGUGGGUGUGGGUGCGCGCAGCAGUGUUGCCACCGAGUUUGAGAAAACUUGGCGGUCGGCUGUCAAUGACAUGGUCUGUGUUGUGUCCACUUUAGAAUGAAAUCAGUGUGUCCUGAAAGUCAUCGCUUUAUAUGACAGCUUUAAUGAGAUAUGUCAGAGGAUUGGGAAGCACCUGGCCAAACCUUAUGCCACACACUAGGAUACAAUUAAAUCAUUUUAUACAUUAGCUAGCAUCUAUGUACAAUUAGUAAAGGUAAUGCCCCAUAAAGCCUCAAUGUUGUUGAUCAUUUACAGUGGGGAUCCAUAAGAGAGAAACAUGUACAGUGACUAACUGUGUAACACUUUAUAUUUUUGGAGAUGCCUAUAUAUUUAUUUAUAUUUAUUGUUUUAAUAAACUGUACAUGCUAUCACCAAAUAAUCCUGUUUUGUGUAUCUCUUGACUUUUACAUUUGGAUAGUUUAUCUUGUCGAUUUCUUGGUCAACUGCAUACGGAGGAGGUUACAGUUAUUGAUUU